This is a messenger RNA of Syngnathoides biaculeatus (alligator pipefish), 2543 nucleotides long. It is a transcript of the gene pou5f3, whose product is annotated as POU domain, class 5, transcription factor 3. Gene Ontology annotation, molecular function: RNA polymerase II cis-regulatory region sequence-specific DNA binding; DNA-binding transcription factor activity, RNA polymerase II-specific. The record is from RefSeq and is a predicted model, not a curated record. Gene Ontology annotation, biological process: regulation of transcription by RNA polymerase II. Bases 282 to 1709 code for a protein of 475 amino acids. NCBI's taxonomy places the organism in Eukaryota, Metazoa, Chordata, Actinopteri, Syngnathiformes, Syngnathidae. The transcript is spliced from 5 exons.
AAAUUCACCUUCAGCUGUUCGCGAUUGUGCGCGGCAGCCAAUGAGCGUCGGAGGCCGAAAACUGUCCACCAAUUGCAAAACGCGUGGAGCUCAAACCGGCCGAGCCACACGCGCGAUCUCUCAGGCCCAGGCCGGAACUGGUCCCCCAAGAGCCGGACUUCAUGGACGAGUUCGCAGCAACUCUUUAGGCGGUUAUGUUGGCCCCAAUCGCCACUGGACUUUUGACCCAGAACUUGUAGCUGUCGUCUCCAUUCAGGUAAGUUAAUUGUUUUAGUGCCAAGAUGUCCGAAAGAGCCCACAGUCCAGGUUCGGAGUGCCAAAGCCGCCCGUAUGACUUCAGCCGAGCUUGCACGCAGAAUUUGAGCCAAGACGGUCUCGGGGCGUCGUCCUACCCCCAGCUCCCCCUGCCAGAAGCGGGGGUCCUCUACAAGCAGGCCGCCUACGGUGGGCUCCCGUCGGCCGCCCCGCAGAGCUUCUUCCCGUUCCCGUCGCUGGGCGCCGGUGACUACCGCGCCGCGGAGCUCCAGGCCGGGGAGUUCGGCCAGCCCAAACAUUGGUAUCCGUUCGCCGCCCCGGACUACACCGGCCAGGUACCCGGUGUGACCGCGGCCGCGCAGCCCACCAACCUGAGCCCCCCGAUUGCCGAGACCCGGGAGCAAAUUAAGAUGGUCGACAUCAAGACGGAGAAAGACACCGGGGACGAGUACCCGGGGGAGAUGAAGCUCCAGCAGUACCCGCCGCCCCCCGCCGCGAUCCCUCCCCACGGAGUCUUCUACUCCAGCCCCUGGAACCCGAGCUUCUGGCCCGGUAUCAGCCACCUGACCCCGCCCGGCAGCGGAGGAAGCAGCCACCAGAAUCCGUCCACGUCUUCUGCGUCGUCGCCGUCCAUGUCCCCGUCGCCGCCCAGCAACGGGGUGCCUGCGAACGCCUUCUUCGGCGUCAACCCCGGCCAGGGGGCCCCCGGACCUCAGGGCCAGAACCCGGCCUCGUCGACUCGGAGCAGCGGCUCGUCCAGCGGCGGUUGUAGCGACUCUGAGGAGGAAAACCUUUCCACCGAGGAACUGGAGCAGUUUGCCAAAGAACUUAAACACAAACGCAUCACUUUGGGUUUCACUCAAGCUGAUGUUGGCCUGGCUUUGGGUAAUCUUUAUGGUAAGAUGUUCAGCCAGACGACCAUUUGCCGCUUCGAGGCCCUCCAGUUGAGCUUCAAGAACAUGUGCAAGCUGAAGCCCCUCCUCCAAAGAUGGCUGAAUGAGGCCGAAACGUCGGAAAAUCCCCAGGAUAUGUACAAGAUCGAGCGGGUUUUUGUGGACACCAGGAAGAGGAAGAGGAGGACCAGCCUGGAGGGGGCCGUUCGCUCGGCUCUGGAGUCCUACUUCAUCAAGUGUCCCAAACCCAACACCCAAGAGAUCACUCACAUCUCGGAUGAUUUGGGCUUGGAGAGAGAUGUGGUCCGGGUGUGGUUCUGUAACCGUCGACAGAAGGGCAAGCGCCUGGCCCUGCCGCUGGACGAAGAGUGCGACGGCCAGUACUACGAGCAGAGCCCGUCGCCUCUCGCCGCGGCCGCCCCCCACCUCCCCGGCCAGGGCUACCCUCCCCCGUCCGGCUUUCCCGGAGCCCCGCCGACGCUUUACAUGCCGCCUCUUCACCGGCCGGAGGUCCUGAAGCAAGCGCUGCACCCGGCGCUGGUCGGCCACCUGACCGGAUAAGAGGCUGCGGCAGCGCCGGCAAACCGCCGCUCUGUCCGAACCUUUCCUCGGGGGAGGGGGUGACUGUUCAAAGUUCAAAACCCAUCGCUGCAGUUGCGUUGGACUGAUCGCUCCACACCAACUACUUGAAGUGUUUUGCUAAUGCGUGCAAAUUAUUCAACUGGCCAGUAGUUUGUUUUUUUUUUUUUUUUUGGUCAUGGAGGUGAUAAAUUGUUCCUGAGUCUUUUUGGGGGAGUGGGGGGGGGGUAAUUGGAGAGAUAACAAGGGGAGCUGUGGUUCGAGAUCUCUUCUACUUUAUGGAUUCAAGUGUUUUGAUGUCAAAACAAAAACCUGAAAUCUUAGUAUGUCAGAAGGAAAACAAUGUUUUACUUCUGUAAAAAGUGCAGUGUGUAGUUUUUUUUUGGGGGGGGGGUGUCAUGCAGAUGACUAAUUAUCGGGGGGGGGGGGGUCAUUUGACAGUUAAUGAGGGGAGGUGUGGUUCAAGAUGCAGUCUACUUUAUGGAUUCCAGUGUUUUCAUGUAAAACUGAAAUCUUCGUAUGUCAAAAUGAAAGCAAUAUUUUACUUCUGUAAAAAGUGCCUUUUUAGAAAGUCUUAAUCAUCUUUUUUUUUUGUUUUUUUUUUUUUUGAGAGAUUGGAUGCAAUAUUUUGAAAACAAAAUGGUCGUUGCUGCUAAUUUUCUCUGCUUUUCUUGCACAAUUUCAACAUUUGAUCUCAGGUCGAUCCUUUCCUUGACUAUUUUCGAAAAGUCAAGGUUUGACAUAUUUUGGCAUAUCUACGGUGUACCUUUUACACUGCUGGCAUCUUAUUAGCAAAUAAAACUGCGUACAUCUUUU